UCUGUCCAGGAAAAGACUGGCUUGUUAUUUCUGCUUUCUGUCACACUGACUCUCUUUAUUUCUGUACUGGAUUUAAAAAAGAAUCAGAAAUCAGCAAAUAAUGAAGGCAAAGAUCUUAGUGAUUGACUUUUGAAGCCGCCAUUCAGAAAGUGAAAGUCAGGUUCAGAUUUCUGGAGCUCAAACUGUGGAAAUGGCUUCACUAAAUGUAUCCGAAGAUCUUUCUUGUCCUGUGUGCUGUGAAAUCUUCAAGAAUCCUGUAGUUUUAUCAUGCAGUCACAGUGUGUGUAAAGAGUGUCUUCAACAGUACUGGAGAACCAAGACAACUCAGGAGUGUCCUGUUUGCCGGAGAAGAUCUUCAAAAGGUGAACCUCCAGUUAAUCUUGCAUUAAAAAACCUGUGUGAGUUGUUCCUGAAGGAGAGAAAUGAGAGAUGUUCAUCAGCAUCUGAGGAGAUCUGCAGUUUACACAGUGAGAAACUCAAACUCUUCUGUCUGGAGGACAAACAGCCUGUGUGUGUGAUGUGUGUUACUUUACAACAACACGACAAUCACAAAUUCAGACCCAUCAGUGAAGUGGCUUCUUCAUACAAGGAGGAGCUCAAUACAGCACUGAAGUCUUUACAAGUGAAACUGAAACGCAAUGAAGAAAGGAAAGCAGAGUUUGAGAAAACAGUUCAACACAUCAAGUCUCAAGCCGAUCACACAGAGCGUCAGGUUAAGCAUGAGUUUGAGAAGCUUCAUCAGUUUCUCCGAGAUGAAGAAGAAGCUACAAUCACUGCACUGAGGGAGGAAGAGGAGCAGAAGAAGCAGAUGAUGAAGGAGAAGCUGGAGGAGAUGAACACACACAUCUCAGCUCUUUCACACACGAUCAAAGACACGGAGGAGAUGCUGAAAGCCAAGGACGUCUGCUUUCUAAAGGAGUUUCCAGUCUCGAUGGAAAGAGUCCAGAUCUCACAGCCGGAUCCACAGACGCCUUCUGGAGCUUUGAUUCAUGUGGCUGGCUACUUGGGGAACCUGACAUACAGAGUCUGGAAGAAGAUGCAGGACAUCGUCCACUACACUCCUGUAAUUCUGGAUCCAAACACUGCUCAUCCAGGUCUAAUCCUGUCUGAUGAUCUGACCACUUUGAGAAAUAGAAGGAACACACAGCCAUCUCCUGAUAAUCCGGAGAGGUUUGACCAAAUGUACUGUGUUCUGGGUUCAGAGGGUUUCAUCUCAGGGAAACACUGCUGGGAUGUGGAGGUCAAAGAAAGUUUAUACUGGAAUUUUGGAGUAACUACAGCAUCAAACCAGAGGAAGGGGUUCUUUAGCACUGGUGUCUGGAGUGUGCGGUGUGAACUAUCUUUUGGUUCUGGCUUCAUUGUUAAACAGAGUCUUGAGCGUGUGAGAGUUGAUCUGGACUGUGACAGAGGAACAGUGUCUUUCUCUGAUCCUCUUAAAAACACACAUCUACACACAUUCACAACCACCUUCACUGAGUCGGUCUUUCCUUACUUCUAUUUUAAUGAUAUAGUCAAUUGUUUGAAGAUUUUACCAUGUUAAACUGCUUGCAUCAACAGAAAAUCAUCAAAGUUUUUUAAAAUCCAUUGCUGAGGAUUAUAGGUCUUCAAUUUUGCACUUUUUACUAGACGUAAAAAAAAAAGUCUUUUGCUUCUUUAGAAUGGGUCCGUGAAGUUUUAGGUCAAAAUACUCAUCAGAUUCUUUAUUUUACCCCCCUGAAUAUGCCCAUUUUGAGCUCAAAGCAAGGUGUAGCUGCUUUUUGUAGCCUGUGCCUUUAAAUGCAUAUGAGCUGGUUCAUACUUCCCAUGUGCGUGUCUGCUUCUACUUCUGCGUCACGUCAGAUAAACAGCAGCAGAGGUGCAGUUUAUGAGUCAAAUAUAGCAAGUAAGUUUAUUUGAUGUAUUUAUCAACCUGGGCUCAUUGUGG
Danio rerio (zebrafish) is the source of this 1924-nucleotide messenger RNA. NCBI's taxonomy places the organism in Eukaryota, Metazoa, Chordata, Actinopteri, Cypriniformes, Danionidae. The record is from RefSeq and is a predicted model, not a curated record.